AUGUCGCCAUUGGAAAAACUUAUAUUGAACAGCACUCAGUUUUCACCUUCUGUGAUACCAUUAAUUUUAUCCACUGUGUGGAUGGUGAAAUUUCAUUUCGUAUCGUCGAUAACAAUUGACAGUUAUGCUUCCACCACACAUAAUCGUAAUAUGCACAACGAUUUUAUUGAUUACGUCCUUAAGGAUACAAUGAAUCCCUAUGGAACUAUUACCUACUUUGUGGAGGGUCAAAUGCGCCCUAAUGAAAAGUUCAUAUAUCCAGCUAAUCACCAGGAAGCCAUGGAGAGAUUUUUCAAAUAUUAUGCCAAUCGUCAGAGGUCGAUAUGGUUUGUGGAUUGUCUAGAGUCGUAUAUAAAAUUUGAAAAAAAUCUACUGGAUAUUCAACGCGAUUUCCAUCGUAAUGGAUUUUUCUUUUUUGUUUAUACGGGCUCUGAGCCAGACCGCAUGGCCACAAUUCGCAUUAUAUUUCGACGCCUUUUUCAGAUGUAUGUCGUCAAUGCCAAUGUCAUGAUGAUGGUCAACGGAGAUGCUUAUGUCUACACUUAUCAUCCAUAUACCACACGAAAAUGUAAUUCGCCACAACCGCAGUUAUUAUUCACAUUUCGUGGCAUUGAUUCGGAUCCAAAUUAUACAAUGACGUUGCAUGUAUUCAGCAGUAAGGUGGAAAAUAUGCACGGUUGCCCUCUGAGUGUUAUGACCUCGACAUAUCCUCCAUAUGUAUUUGUCGAUAAAGACCCCUAUACGGGGAAAUUGAAAGCGCUGCGAGGUAUUGACGGUUCUCUUAUAACUUUAAUGUCCGCAAUAAUGAAUUUUACCAUUGAUGUUAAGAAACCCCCUUCGAAAGAAAUGGGUAAGAUUUUCCCGAAUGGCACCGCUACUGGAAUAGCGAAUAUGUUAAUAAAACAAGAGGCCAAUAUUACUAUAUUCGGAUUCAUCUACAGUCCUGAACGUUCUGAAAAAUUGCUACCAAGUGACAGUUAUUUAACUCUAACUUUUGUCCUGGCCAUGCCACUGGGUAGACCUAUGACACCAUUUGAACGACUCACAAAACCAUUUCGUUACAUUGUUUGGUCUUGCUUCAGUUCAAGUUUUCUCUUCGGCAUUCUUUUUAUAUAUUAUAUCAAAUUCCUGGGGAGAUCACGACUAAUGCUAUUCCUAUAUGGUCAAGGUAAUCGUAUACCCUUUACCAAUCUGCUGAGCACCUUAUUUGGAGGUGCAAUAUUCCGUCAAAUGCCACAGAGAAAUUUCGCCCGCUACAUCCUGUGCAUUUGGUUACUGCACACGUUCGUCUUGAGAUUAGCAUAUUCCGGAGAACUGUUUCAAAUUCUUCAAGAUGGUAGUGGUAAAAAUAAUUUACAAACCUUAGAAGAAAUUGCGGCUCAAAAUUAUACCAUCUACACGUCGCAUGUUAUGGAAACUGUCAUCAAAUUCGCCUUGGCUCAUGCCACUAAGCGACAGUAUGAUGAAGUAAAUACACGUGAUCGUUUACUGGAGAUAAUAAGUAAACCGGAUAGCAGAGAAAAAAUUCAUCCAACGCGGAGAGUUCGAAUUUUGAAGCAACCUAUUUUGGCAACUCCGAUAACUUUCUAUAUGCCACGUCAUAGCUAUUUGCGUUCGCGUACAAGCGGUAUCAUCCUACGUUUGGUUCAAUCAGGACUGAUACAACAUUUUGUCAAAUUUAAUGUCUAUGCCACAUCACAAGAGAAUGUACGGACAAGUGAAUAUCUGCCACUAUCGUUAAAUGUUUUAAUUGGCCUCUAUUGGGUAUGUGGAUUUUUGGCUUUUGUUUGUAUUUUAAUUUUUAGCUUAGAAAUGUUGGCGAAAAAAUGUCGCAUUCUUCGGAAGAUAAUGGAUUUUUUAAAUUUAUAA
This is a messenger RNA of Musca vetustissima, 1869 nucleotides long. RefSeq lists its product as uncharacterized. The transcript has 4 exons. Gene Ontology annotation, cellular component: membrane. Lineage: Eukaryota; Metazoa; Arthropoda; Insecta; Diptera; Muscidae. The record is from RefSeq and is a predicted model, not a curated record. Gene Ontology annotation, molecular function: glutamate-gated receptor activity. Bases 1 to 1869 code for a protein of 622 amino acids.